Messenger RNA from Ceutorhynchus assimilis (cabbage seed weevil), 2254 nucleotides. Lineage: Eukaryota; Metazoa; Arthropoda; Insecta; Coleoptera; Curculionidae. The record is from the annotation of a GenBank genome assembly.
AAUUGAAGGUUAACCUCGUUGGACGAAAACCGAAGAGUGUUUUUCUACAAGAAGAAUUCGUCGUCUUUUUUUUGCUAUAUUUUAGCCACGGAAAAAUGGACGUUGAAAGCGAUCCUUCAGCGAUAACAAUAGUAGUGGAGGAAGAGGAUGGGGCCGUUGCUGUUCCAAACGCCCAAGAAGAGUACCACGAUUAUCAAGUGCUUGAGGAAAUCCAGAUCGAGAAAGUGGAAGCAGAAGAAUCUGCUGAUGAAGAUGAGGAGGGAAUCUUUGAUUGCAAAUAUUGCAAAUUUCAAACUAAAAAUAUCGAAGAAUUGGAUGAACACAUUAUUGGUCAUGAAGAAAUUGAAGAAGAAGAAAGUGCUGAGGAGGAUGGUGGUGAUCUACCAGAACAAGAGAAAUCAGAAAAUGCAACUGAAUUUCCAAUUCCCCAAGAGCACCAAAAAUACCCAACAUUUUAUGAGGAAUUCAGAAACAAACCAGUAAAAAACAUAUUCGCCUGCCCAUUUUGUGGCUAUCAAUCGAUGAAAAAAUUGGAUAUGAAUCAGCAUAUAAGAGACCAUAGAUCGCCUGUAGAGCUUCCUGUUUAUAGUUGCUCAGAGUGCUUCUACACAACUUUCAGAAAAUUUGAUAUGCCCAAGCAUUUGCUUACCCAUUGCGACAAUUAUCCCAAAUACGAAUGCAAGGAAUGCCCCUAUGCAACUAAAAGAAAAAGCGAUUUAAAUAAGCAUAUAAUUGGCCAUACUACCAAGACUCUUAGUAAGCGAUUAUUCCCUUGCCAUAUGUGCUCGUACUCCACAACAAGACGAGGUGAUUUAAAGAGGCAUUUAUUAAGCCACCAAGUUAACAAAUCCCUUUUUAUUUUCAAUUGCACCGAGUGUGGUUACUCUGCCAAAAGAUUAAAUGAUUUAAACAAACACAUGGCUCUUCAUUGCGACAGAACAGUAGAAGGCAUUCUGAAAUGCCCUAAAUGUGACUAUGCUACUAUUAAAGCUAGCCCAUUUGCACGACACAUUCUGAGUCAAUGUCAAACCAGGGAAUCACCAGAAGCUUAUCAGACUGAGCAAACAAAUGAGAAUUUGGAACAAGAUGUGGACAAGUGUAAUGGGUCACAGGAAAAAGAUCUGUCACAGCAUUUGGAUGAAUAUAUUGUAGAAGAUGAUGGGGCUAGUCAUGUAGUGGAAAUAGUUGAAGAGAAUUACGAAAACGACGCAGUUGUUGUUCUAGAACAAUUUGAGAGUUAAUUAAGACGCUUAUAGUAGAUUAUUAAACUUACCAAAAAAAUAUAAUUUUAAAUAAAACUUUAAAAUAUAUCUUCACAUAAAUCAUUUUAUUACCUACAUUAUAAAUAUAAAAUCACAUUGAAUUACUACAUAAUCGAGAAAUGUUAUCGAAAAAAAGGCAAAAUUAUUUAAAAUAUUUCAAUGAACAAAAUAAUAAUAUUUUGUAAUUGAAACUAUUCUAGACAAAUUAGGUUAAUAUCUCUAGACUCCAUACAAUAAAAUAGGUAAUAGAUUCAUACUUAUAUCUAACAAUUGUUUAGAUUUUUUUUAAAAAGUGGAAAACUUAGCCUAUACAUAAAAUGGAUAACAAUUUUUGUAUACACCAUAAAAAUAUUCCUUUACAGGAAUGUGUUGGGUUGGGUGAUUGUUAUGGUUGAGUCUUUGGCACUUUUUUUUUCAAUAAAAAUAGAUGACCACUUUACCGUUAAUUCCACGACAUCACAAAGAAACUGAUGAAGGUGUACCAAUACACUUGGUAUUGAUAGAAAUUUUAUGGAUGAGAAUUUCUUUUUCUCUGAUUACAUUUGAAGCUGCUUUGAGAUGUCCUGAAUUGAGCCCUCAACUUGUGUAUCCACUGUGCAUAUCCAAAAUAAUGUCUCUUUUAUCAAAAUUUAAAAUCUACCUAUUUUCUAAUGAUGUAAUUUUUUCUAAAGAAUUACAUAAACCACAAGUAACAUGAAAUUGUAUUUUGUCACUAACAUUCAGAAAAGUACCUCCGUGCAUUGGUAAAAUUAAUUUGUUGUGCUUAAAUAAAACAUAAAUCAGGUUACUUGUAGUCGUCAAUAAAUAAACAUCUACACUAAUAAAAAUAUAUUUAUAAAUCCUGAUUAUAUAAAUAUAGAUUUCUUUGGCUGAUUAUAAAAUGGUAUAAAAUCUAGAUCUAUGAUAGUUAAGAAUUUGCUUCUGGCGGAGGCAGUGGGGCAUUUUCUUCAUAAAUCAUCAUUAAAGAACUGAAAGAUCGAUUCUUUUUCUGC